Fonsecaea nubica is the source of this 1527-nucleotide messenger RNA. RefSeq lists its product as hypothetical. The record is from RefSeq and is a predicted model, not a curated record. Gene Ontology annotation, biological process: transmembrane transport. Gene Ontology annotation, molecular function: transmembrane transporter activity. Lineage: Eukaryota; Fungi; Ascomycota; Eurotiomycetes; Chaetothyriales; Herpotrichiellaceae. The transcript is spliced from 2 exons. The coding region runs from base 1 to 1527 and encodes 508 amino acids.
AUGGCUACCACGACCGAGAAGUCUGGCGGUACCGACACGCCGCCCGAGAUCAUCCAUGGCGGCGAAGAGGCCCAGCCCGUCGGGAAGCCCUGGAUGUACAAGAAACUUAAACUGGGUCCUAUCACCAUUCCUGCCUAUGCGACACCACAGUUCCAGAUUGUUUUUGUUGCACUUGUGUGCUUCUUGUGCCCGGGUAUGUUCAAUGCGGUCAACGGUCUAGGUGCCGCUGGUCAGGUCAAUGCGCACGAUAUCAACAACGCCAGCACUGCCCUCUAUGCCACCUUCUCCGUGGUGGGGUUCUUUGCUGGUAGCAUUGCCAACAAGAUCGGACUCCGGUUGACACUGGGAUUUGGUGGCUUCGGAUACACCCUUUACAUUGCCUCGAUCUUGUCCUACAACCACAAUCAGAAUGCAGGCUUCCUUAUCUUCGCUGGGGCCCUCUUGGGUGUGUGCGCGGGUCUGCUGUGGACUGCUCAAGGUGCCGUCAUGAUGGCCUAUCCCCCGGAAAAGGCCAAGGGCCGAUACAUUGCCGUCUUCUGGAUGAUUUUCAACUUGGGUGCCGUGAUAGGUGCUCUGAUUCCUCUCGGCCAAAACCUGCAUUCCACCGCCAACAAGGUCCAGGAUGGCACCUACAUUGCCUUCAUAGUCCUGAUGGCUGUGGGGUUUGUCCUGGCCGGAUUCCUCUGCAACCCCUUCCUCGUUCAACGCAAUGACGGCUCGCGAGUCAUCUUGAUGAAGAACCCAACCUGGAAAUCCGAGAUCAAGGGUCUUUUCGAGGUCCUGAUCAGUGACUGGUACAUUGUCUUCCUCUUCCCCAUGUUUUUCGCCUCCAACUGGUUCUACACCUACCACUUCCAGGACGUGAACUUGCCCUACUUCAACAUCCGCACUCGCGCCUUGAACAAUGUCUUGUACUACCUGUCACAAAUCAUUGGUGCCUGGAUCUUCGGCUUCUUGCUCGACACCACAUAUUUCCGCCGCACCACCCGCGCUAAGAUCGCCAUUGGCGCGCUCUUCGUGCUCACCUUUGUCAUUUGGGGCGGUGGCUAUGACUUCCAGAAACGAUACACCCGGUCCGAGACCAGUGCCGACGACUACCACAAGCUUGACUUUACCGACCCUGGCUAUGUCGGACCCAUGUUUCUGUACAUGUUUUACGGAGCUUACGACUCGGUCUGGCAGACCACUUCAUACUGGCUCAUGGGUGCAUUGACCAACAACGGUCGCAAACUCGCCAACUUUACCGGCUUCUACAAGGGCAUCCAGUCUGCCGGAUCGGCCAUCUCCCCUCAACUCGACGCCAACAAUGUGGCCUUUAUGACUCAGUUCGCCGUCAACUGGGGUAUGCUAGCGGGGUCGCUUGUCGUGGCAUCUCCCGUCAUCUGGCUCAAAGUCAAGGACACGACUGAUAUCGACGAGGAUCUGAAAUUCACUGAUGAGACCCGGGCAGACAUCCUGCCCCCGAGCCCUGUCGGGCCCGUUGUGGGUGCCGAGGGCAUGAUGGCCGAGAAGGAGGAGAAGAUGUGA